AUGGGCAACACUUCAGGUCCUUGGCUUUACGAGCACAUGCGUGAUGCAACCGAACCCUUCCGCGCGAUUCUUACCCUUUUCUCGGUGGCGAAAAUUGCCGCGUCUCGGAAACUCCCAAUCUUCGCCCGUCCGUUCUCCGUGGUGAGGGUGGAAAUGUCCUCUCAAAAGCGAACCUUUUCCAUCCCAAGCACGUCGGAAGCAUGGAGAGACAUGGUAGCCAAAAUGGCCGCCGAACACGAGACGCUCAGACUCAAAAAAGAUUUCGCUGAGCAGCUGCACGCUACAUAUUCUAAACUGCACGGAGAGGGUAACUGCCAUGUUGAAGACGAAGUUUUCCUCCUACAGUGGAUGUUCACGAGGCAGGAUGAGUUCAACGGGAAGUGCUGUGUCGGGAUGAGCAAGCAGCCAUCAGUUCCAUCAAUCAUCUAUUAUCUAGCCCUAGGAGAAGAGCUUGAUCCUGAUGAAGAUAAUGGAAAGUGGGUGUCUCCCCCUCAGUUCGUCUGGAACCCCUUUCAAAUUCGUCCGCUCCAAGAGGAGACCAUUCCAUUCCCCUGGUCCCUUUCUGCGGAAUGUACGGAGGAACUCAAGAACAGCGUGGUACAUAAAUUGUUCGAUGUCCUUAUGCAGACCCUCAAGAAGUCCAAAGUCCACAUAGUACUGUAA
This is a messenger RNA of Cyclocybe aegerita, 663 nucleotides long. NCBI's taxonomy places the organism in Eukaryota, Fungi, Basidiomycota, Agaricomycetes, Agaricales, Hemipholiotaceae. The record is from the annotation of a GenBank genome assembly.